UCUCUUUGGACGUGUAUUUUCUGGAGGAAGAUAAUAGAGAGCGGACCACUGGAGCACACAUUUCCUGAUGACUUCAUCCCCGCAUGAAAUCGUAGCGGUACAGAAGUAUUUUGCUUUAGCUUACUAGCUGGCAAAGAUAGGUUUCUGGACGAGAGACACAAGGGCGUAUUGCGACGGUUGCUAUGGAUGGCCUCAGGCGCCCCGCUGUGCCGGAGGAUGCAGUGCGGUACCAUCUGUUUCUGGUUCCGCCCAAUCCGCCUGAGGUCCGGGCGGCUGAGCACGCUUUGGAGCUGAUGGUGGAGAACAUCCUGGCAAAGGUCGCGCCUCUGCUUGUGGAUUACAUCUGGCAAAAUCAGCCGUUUAACCUGAAGUACUACCCCGAGAAAGGUGAUGUGCCAGCACACAUCAGAGGAUCCACCCAGUUUGGGGACAACGUGGAGGACGAGUGGUUCAUUGUGUACCUCCUGCAGCAGAUAACGAAGUCCUUCCCCGAGCUCGCUGCCAGAGUUGAGGACAAUGAUGGUGAGUUUCUCCUGAUAGAAGCAGCUGAUCACCUUCCCAAGUGGCUGUGCCCAGACAGCAGUGAAAACAGGGUGUUCCUUUACCGGGGGGAGCUGCACAUCCUGCCUGUGCCCUCCCGUGCAGGAGAUCCAGGCUGGCCGCGUGACGUCACCCCCAGCGUGGCCCAAUCGCUCGCCUUCCUCUCCUCCCACAGACAGGCCUGCCUGGCACACCCCAGGAUCCGCUCCGCUGUGGGGAAACGCCUGCAAGGGUACCCAGGGAAGUUCCGGGCCAGCCUUCACCGCGCCCACUGCUUUGUGCCAGCGGGUGUCGCCGUGUUGCUGUCACAGCGGCCAGACCUCCUGGCCCCCGCAGUCUCCGCCUUCUACCUGCGGGACCCUGUGGACCUGCAGGCGUGCCGCACCUUCCGAACCUUCCCCAUGGAUACACGGGUCCUCACUGCGGUGACGUUCACGCGGUGCCUGUAUGCUCAGCUUCAGCAGCAGAGUUUCACUCCUGACCGGCGCAGUGGCUUCACCCUCCCGGCCCCCUCACACCCCCAGUACCGCGCCCACGAGCUGGGCAUGAAGCUGGCUCAUGGGUUUGAGAUCCUAUGCUCGAGGUGCAGGCAGCCGUCCUCUGAGCCGGACGCCCCGGUCAGCUGCAGCCCCCUGUGGAAAAGCUUCCUGGAGAGUCUGCGGAAGAACGACUAUUUCAGAGGGGAGCUGGAGGGCUCUGCACGCUACACAGAGCUGAUGGCUGCAGCAGAGAACUUCUUCAGGCAGUCUCUGUCCACACCUCACAGUGCUAGGUCCCCUGCGGAGGAGGUGCUGCGGGUGCUUCAGAGCUCCCCCUACAGCAUGGAAGACCUCAGGAAGCAAGAGGCUCUUCUGCCCCCAGAGGACAGUGACAGCUGGCUGGACAUCUCACCUCAGGAGCUGGAGAGUUUAUUAGAGGAGACGGUGGGGAGGACGGCAGGAGGUGCGAACGCUCCGCAGGCCGCUGGGUCGCAGGGACAGGAGCAUGAGGACGCCACCUACAGCCUGGUGGCAGUGACACAGGGCGUGAAGAGCUUCAUCAACACUACAGUGUCGCACGAGGGAGCCGAGCUGCCCUGGUCCCACUCAAACCAGCCCUUCAGUUUCAAUCCAAACUCCAUGGCCAGCGUACUGGACAGGCUGCUUGGAGGAGACCAGGAGCUGGAUUCAGACGAUCUGGAAGAUGAUGAUGAAGAUGAUUAUGAUGAUGAUGAUGAUGAUGAUGAUGAUGAUGAAGAAAGUGCAGUUGGGUCAACAGACAGAGGUGCAGGCCUCCGAGGAGAGGCGGCGGUGGAGGAUUUGGGCAGCCUGAGGAGGUACAUGGAGGAGAUGGAUCAGGAGCUGAAGAAGACCAACAUUGGACAGAGCUUCACUCAGUCUCAGGGCGGCGACAGGUCAGGCCCUCCCAAAGACUCCCCGCCUCCCGGCGACAGAGACGACCCCCCGGAGGAGGAGAUCCUGCCCCUGGAUGUGGACCUGAAUCUGGUCACUAACCUGCUGGAGUCCCUGAGCUCGCAGGCCGGCCUGGCAGGACCCGCCUCCAACCUGCUGCAGAGCAUGGGAAUCCACCUGCCGCCCAACGCUGACCGCACCUGACACCCCCGCCCUGCCUUAACCCUAACCCUGACACCCUCCGCCCUGCCUUAACCCUAACCCUGACA
Molecule: messenger RNA, 2200 nt
Organism: Megalops cyprinoides (Indo-Pacific tarpon)
Lineage: Eukaryota; Metazoa; Chordata; Actinopteri; Elopiformes; Megalopidae
Gene: ecd
Product: ecdysoneless homolog (Drosophila)
Exons: 14
Coding region: 183-2135 (650 amino acids)
Cellular component (GO): nucleus
Source: RefSeq, a predicted model, not a curated record